Molecule: messenger RNA, 19126 nt
Organism: Porites lobata
Lineage: Eukaryota; Metazoa; Cnidaria; Anthozoa; Scleractinia; Poritidae
Source: the annotation of a GenBank genome assembly
GUCACGUUCUGUCCCCGAAGCGCUCUUCGAUGUUUGCCCAGCUCACUGUUUGCGGCAGAACUAAUCACAAACGAUAAAUUUGUGGAAAUAUCCCCUCUGGCUGGAUUUAAACAAGACAAUUAGUUGCCUGGUGUUGGUAGAAGCCGUCAGUGUUCCUAUCACAUAGUGGAACGACAACUAUUGAAGACCGAAGACGUUUUGUCCCGCUACGAUAUUUGCACUACUUCCGAGUUGUGAAAAGUACUCAUUCGACCAGGUCAGAGCUUAAUGUUUCGUCCAUUCAGCAAAAUAUUAUAGUCUAUCAUUUUUAGUUCUUGGGCCUCGUAACGGUCCAUCAAGUACAAAACAAAUUGUGUGCCGUUCAUUUUAAACUCUAUAUUUCCCUUUCUUUGAGGUUUUCAUGACGAUUUAUUGCUUAUUCGAGGAAUUUAGCAGAAAUACAAGAACGAUCUCGUGCUUACCUAACAUUAAUAUUUAUAUUCAAACUUACCUUUAAUUUUAUUAUUUUCCGUUUCUUAUCUUAAUAAUGCUGGUGGUCACAUGGAAAAAAAGGAUCAUGUCUCACACACGGAAUCUUUUAUGCAGCUAACUUUACACAUUGUCGACUACAUCGUGUGCCAUUUUAAUUGCUUACUUUACAAUUGUGCAGGUUCUUAAAAGACAAACGUAAUACUUGCCUCCGCGUGUUUAUGUUUCCGGAUCCCUCAAGAACCUGUAGUCGUUUGAUAAUUUGACGUAGUUGUUUUCCAGAGCAUGGAUGGGCAAAUGUACCCUAAUACUUGAAACCCCCGCGAAGACCAGAGAUUCACUUUUUUCGCUCAUAUAACCAAUCGCUGGGUAGACUGCUUGCAGUCCGCCCUUUCUCUUAAAAUCCGUCUAAUUCUUGCCUGCGUGCAGACGUCUCCUAUUUCCUUUGUUGCACGCGGAAAAGGGACGUCUGCGUAACGCCGUCGCUAAUCGUGUUCCAGCGUCCCGCUGGCAGGGUAUGCUAUUUCGCAUAAAUUGUGAAAUAAUAUCCGGUUAGAAAUAAGAGUUGACAGGCCAAACAAAACAUCAUAAGCUCGUGAUACGGGCGAAACGUGACCUUGAGAGUCUGCUUGAACAGAGGUUUUUCUUCGUUUCUCUCUCGCGCGAAGAUUACUAGAACUACACAGUGCAUGUAGCAUUCUAACCUUUGACUGAGUAAAUCUCAUUUUUGCCGUGCUAAGUCUUCCAUUUAGAGGUCAUGAAGCAGGUUUGUUACAUGCAUACUGAGUAAUCAUUUCCUGUGGUUUAUGCUUCUGUGGGUGUUCCCGAUAGGAUUUGAUUUCAGAUGCAGUUGUAAAGUGUUUAAAUUUUCUUGACCUCUGUUUGUUACGGCUAAAUAAAGAUUUCAGUUUCUUUGGCUGGCUUUCUCCGAAAUGCCUGCCUGGUGCGAAGUCCACGCCGCUUUUGUAGUUUUCUCAGACACUGAGAAAAUAUGAUGCGAUGUGUCAUGCACAGUAAAUUGUCCCUUUUCCGCGUGCGACAAAGGAAAUAGGAGACGUCUGCACGCAGGCAAUCUAAUUCUUGAUCUCAUUCAGCGCGAUUGCAUACCACGAUGUUAUUAUGUAGGGAUCGAGACGAGACGAGAAAAGACGGGUCUCUUAUUUUUCUCUCGUUUCUCGCUGCAAGCGACUUCGCCGCUCGCGUGCUUAGGUUUUGCGUGUAGUAACUUUGCAAAGAAAAAUAAGAGACUGCUCGCAGUCUAAUCGCUUGCCGUCAAUUUCGUGGUUCAUUGAGCGAGCUGUUUUCAUUUACCACCAAGUGAAAGCAAUUUAUCAGCUCCCAAGGAAUUUUAUUAAAUGUGGGCGAUUUAUUUUGUAAAAAUUUGGCGCAUUCGACACACAUCUUACUCGUCAAAGUUCAGACAUGUUUCCCGCAAGUGUUAAGAUCAUUCUCUCUUGGUGUGACACUGAACGAAUCAAUAAGUUUCCUUGCUUCGGGCCAAAGUUUGGUCACCUACAACCUGUCAGUGUGAUCAAUACUGAUAUCAGAAUAUAUGUUUCGGGUGACAUCGCCGAGUAGCGUUUACACACAACUAAUUAUAUACCUCAAGUUAACAAACUCGUUUCAGUACAGAUUAGCUGUGCAAGGAGCCAAAGCGGUUAUGUUACACGAGACGAUUCGCAACGCUGCAAUGUUGGAACAAUGUUGUAACCAUCCGAAACAAUGUCGCAACAAUGUUGCAACGCCGUGUUUCGCUAAUUUAGAAUCGUCGUUGCGAAUGGUCUCGUGUAACGUCGCCUUAAACUGUAGUCUCCCUCGCAGCCGUUUUUAGUAUCGUCACGCAACGCUCCUCCUGUGGGGAGGAGCGUUGCGUGACGAUACUAAAAACGGCUGCGAGGGAGACUACUUUAACUGUGCCUUUACGCCCCGGGCUUUACGCGUAAUUGCAGCAUCCUGAAAAGGCGAUUUCGUGAGCUUGACAGUUUCAAAUCGGAAAUUUACGUUUUAUCUAGAGACCUAGAGUCAAAAUUUACAGUCUAGCGCAUUUCAUCGACACAAUGCUGAGACGCAAACAAAACUGUUUUUAUAGAAACUGACACUUUCGGAGUUUUUCAAUUUCCACUCAACAUUGUUUAUUGUUAAGCUCCUUGCAAACGGACGCAACAUUGAAAACUGCAUGGUAUGGUUAAAUUUUUCGAACGCAUGAUGGUAAUGAAGCAUUUCUCAAAUUUGAAGCCUGAUAAACAUUAACUUAACCCUCAAGCAAAGGAGUUAUAGAUUAAUUAUUAAAACUGAGGGAGGUACUUUUUACCGUAGAGCAAACUUUACAUUUUUAUUUCAUUCGCUGGUUGAACUAUUUUAAGACAAUGAAAGAGAACCACGUCCUCUAGGCUCCGUUUUGCAAAACGUUUAGUUCGUCGAAAAUCAGGUUAUUUAAAACGCUGACCCACUUUAACGUUUUUGGGCGUUUUUGAAGAAACUUGUGGCCCUUUUGACAUUUUAAGGUUGUGACACAAAGUGCAUUUUAAUGUCCGCUGGUAACAAAUUCAACAGACAGUAACCGGAGGAAAUCCAUCAACGUACAUUGAAUUAUCUUUCACUAGAAUUAGCAAGGCUUAAUCGCGGCCUAAAGGGACUGUUAGUCUGGCGAUACUGUAUUUUCCUUUCAACAACAAGAUUCACAACUUUUCUCCACGAAAUCAGACUUUAUAACUUCUCAGCUCAGCAACCGACACAAACGGUAUUCUGUUUUCCACAUCCUUUAGAUUUUAAUCUAAAACUCAGUUUUAUCCAAACCAUGACUGUGAAUUUGAUGGUUUGCGUCUUGGAGGUACAUGACUAUCGCGCGAUACGCGAUAAGCAACCGGCUACAGAUAAUAUCAAAACAUUAACAUUAUGGGCUAAAUAUCACGUAGCAUAGAAAAGCUGGACAAAUUGAUUAUUACUUCUCAAACUUAUUAAUAACUCACAAAGAAAAUACAAAGGAAAUUAAUGUUUAAUGAGUGUUUGGAAAGCAGAUGAAAAACGGCUUAUUUUUUUCCUAACUUGUCCUUCUAAAAUUAUUUUGUUUGAGAAGUAAUAUCAAGCAUUUGACACAGUGUUUCAUUACCAGUUGAAACACCUCGAAGUUCGUCAGGAAUACUCCGCUGGUUCAUCUGGGCCCAGUUGUUCGAAGGCCGAUUAGCGCUUAACCCGGGCUUAAAUUUAACCGAGGUUUCUUUUUCUUGUGUUCAAAAGCAUUUUCUCGGGUAAUUUUCUGUGCUAUUUUUAGAGCUUCCAAUCAUCAACUUGUAGACAAAAAGAAUUAAAACUGAAAUGCUUUCUAAGCUUUCAUAUCUGAAUUCAAAUAUCGCACUAACCCUGGGUUAUCUUAACCCAGCUUUGAACAACUCGGCCCUGGUGAUGAAACACUGCGUCUCAGGCUUGAUAAAUUACAUAACAUUAAGGACACGCACCUCAGAAUUGUUUCGGUGGAAUACAAAGGGCCAAGGGACUGCCAGAAUUUGUUCGCUAAACCGAGGUUUCGUUAUAUCGAGGUUCUUUUUCAUAUAUUUUACUAUUACUGGAGUUCAGAAGAUCGUUCUUCAAACCGAGGACUUCAUUAUAUAGAGGUUCGUUAUAUCGAGGUUCUACUGUAUCUCUCCUUUAAAGCUCAUAAAACUUCUUUUCCUUUUUUGGUCUCGAGAAAGGAUUUGCUUAAACUAAAUACUAUUACAAUUGACAUGAUGACAUCUGAUGUGUUGUCAGAAAAAGACAAAAAAGCGUGCUACCAUAAAGCUACCAUAGUAGCAACAGCCUUUAGGGCUCGUUACUUUCGGGGUGUCGUUACUUUCGGGGACCAAAAACCAUGAAAAAAUCGUUGGCGCUAGCUCUUUCCCGAAAGGAAAAAUAAACAACAUAAUAUUAAAAAAACAAACAUUUAUUUGUGUUAUAUGGUAUUUGUAACAGAGUUACCUACGUACUAAAUACAGCAAUACUCUGAUAAAAAGCGAGAGCAACGUCUUCUCUGAAUGACUUGGGGGAGUAAAGUUAAACUCAGUGCUUUUAGUCCAUGACAAACAAAUGCGUUUUUUAGUGCAAUAUACAGGAGUUUCUGAUACGUUUUAACUGGAAGACACGUUCAUGUUGUUGAUAUGAACUUUAUAUCAGUUAAGUUUUUUACAUUGUGCAAUCUGUGAACUGAUACAUCAUAGCCUGUGUAUAGACACCUUCCCCUCACUUCAACGACUAGUGAUAGUUUCAGGCAUACCAUGUUUGAUCAUGUUUCCCUUGUUGUAAAGUGCGUUAUCGCGAUAAAUUUGCAAAUGCACGAAGACAUUAGUAUUGUACAUUAAAAAUUUGACUAUGGAUUGCAACUGGAAAACAAUAAAGGCAUUCGGUAUGUUUAUAACGUAAAUAAAAAACUUAGUCUCGAUAUUUUUGGGGGACUCGCUACUUUCGGGAGCUCGCUAUUUUCGGGAUUUAUUAGAAGUCAGAAACUUUUGAUGUUAUAUCGGGGGAUCGUAAGGGGGAUCGCUACUAUGGGAACUUUACGGUAAUUCUUUUACAGAGGACUUUUUGUCGCAAACAGUUGUUGGUUAAAACACGAAUUUAAAUGCAAUUGUCAAAACGAAUAUAUAAUCAGUCGACAUAAAAGUUUCUCUUUGAAGCUUCCACAAUUCAGUCAUUGAACUAAAAAUAUGAAAAAAAAGUUUAUUGGCAAACUGGAAAUUCGAGGUAAACAUGUAAAACCAAACACACUCGAGAGCACUGUUCAUGAAUUUUGGAAACUUAAUUUUUUUUCUCUUUCCUAAAUAUACCUGUAUGGCCUAAGGCUAAUUUAAACACGCAAUUUUGACGCCUUUAUUCAUAAUCGCAAAAGUAGAUAAAAGUAAACAAACUAAAAAUACCCGAAAAAAGACAGGUGUCUUUGUCUCUUAGCAGGAAGUUGCCAAUUUUGGUCUUAUUCGCUAAAUUAAGUUUUGAACCGAUAAUUUUCAACUUGCAACAGCCAUUCUGUCGCGGCCAGCCGCCUGCGCGGCUUAUAUUUAUAGGGUUGUUUAUAUUACAACUCUUGACAAUUCAUUUGUCCUGUUUGCAGUUAACCCAGGAUUAAUUAUAGCUAACCACUCAGACGUCGGCCUAGAAGAAACCUAGCCCCUUCCUCAGGGGCUCACAUUUUCAAAUUCUUGCUUGUAUCGAACUUUUAGUUUUAUUUUCAUUUUUCUUUUAGCCCCUGAAGAAGGUUUGUUUUCAAACCGAAAUACUGGGCAGUUUGUUUAAAUAUAUAUUUUUUGUCUGAUUCUUUUGUCUACUUCUUCAUCGCCUUGCCGUAAGGAUCAGUUUGCUGUUUCAUAUUUUUCUAGGAGAAUUACCUCAUGUUGCUAAGCAACGUCUUCAUUGCGAUUGAUAUCAUAUUCACUACCUGCAAGAGAGGAAACCCCUUCAGAUAACUCUUAUUACAACUGCGCCGGUAGAGAACUAUUCUCUUCUUUAAAUCAUGCACAUAAAAAAAGAGCGUCAUUGCCAUGCCAACACCGCAGAUAAACUAACGUACUCUUAUUCCGUAGACUGAAGAUUAAGUCCUGUUUUUUAGAGUUAUCACUCAUUUCCACCGUCUAAAAUGACCUUACAAGAAACCGUUUAAGUGUUUGAGUCCUGCAGUAGAACCUAAAUUUUAAAUUGUAGUGAGUAAUAAGGCCAUGUUAUAGUUGCCUGCUGAAUAUCAUCCUCACUAAGAGUGUCAGCGAGGCUGGGGAUUAUCCUGUUUCGAUCGAAUCUUCACCGCUUUUCUAGCGUAGAUGUAGUCACCUAAAACGUGACGUCAUAAUGAUAUUCACAAAAAUUCUAAAUGGGGUAGGAAUUGUUGAUUACAACUAAGUUUGAACCAUGUGUAAAUGAUUGUUUUACCGUACGAAUUUUUUCCGUGGACGGAGCGGAGAGCAUUUUCAAUUUCUAAAAAAGAUAUUAACAGGUGAAAAGUGUCACGUGACCUACUUUCUAAUUAAAUAAAAACGUGAGUUAACCAUUCUGGCCAGCCAGAUUCAAGCGAGAAAUGAUGAUACAAUAACAGAAAUACUGUGUGGCGUCUCGCCACCCCAUUUUUAGUUUUCUUUUCUUUCCUGGACUCGACCAUAAGUGGUCACGUGACACAGAUAUCUGAUUUCUUACGCUACAGAAAAAUUAAGGUUACCAAUUUUUUCAAGGUUGCCAAAUUUUGGAAGGUUAUGAUAAAUUUUCACAAAGUUAUGAUCAUUAUAAGAUUUUUUGCAAAUUAGCCUCAGGCCAUGCAUGCUUUAACAUGCUUGGGAAUGGAAAGAAUGUCGAGAAAACGUCUCUAAGUACCAUACAAGUCUGACUUGAGCUAUACCAAAGAGGUUCAUUUGUAAUAAAGUCAAUUUGAUUGAGGAUCAAGGUCAAGUUGCGCAUAAACAAUAAGUUAGGAAAGCAUUUUUAGUACAGAGUCACUAUAACCACCGCAGGAAGAGUGGUAUAUGCUUCUUACUUUUAAGUCUUAAUCCCUUAAUAUCUGUUAAUAUUCAAUGCAAUUAUUAACUCAAGAGCAGAAUUUCUGUUGAUACAAUGGUAUACGUAAUUUACCGUCAAGGAAGAAUUCGCUUUUUGUGCCAAAGUCUGGGUUAAAUUAUCGUUUACCUGACCGACCUUUUUUAAAGUCAGCUGGCUUGGCCAAAAGCGCGGGAGUUUCAACUGCGGUUUAAGCAAACACCCAUUAGAAUAAAAAAGGUGUUAUUGGCUUUCAAAAUAUGUUGUUGAUGUAAAACCUUGAAAUGAAUCCGUAACAAGGUGAAGGCUGUCGUAUUUUUAUCACACAACUUUUAAUUAUAACUUCUAAACGAUUUUGAUUGAAAUUAUAUAACGCCUCAUCAUGAAACUUCAUGAAAAGUGAGUUUUUACAAAGGAAUACGCCAACUUUAUUGAUGUCAGAAGAGAACAAAAAAUAUAUAUUUUUUAUUUAUUUACCGUUUUUAGUAGAGAAAAAUGACCACAUAUCCUCUUAAGCACAACUAUACAUUUUUAUGGACAAUUAGUAAGGAGUCAAGGAGUUUUUAAAAAUGAAUUUGUCAUUCAGUGAGAAAUAAUGUUUUGAUAGUUUUGAAAUUUUUUUGGCAAAAAAGGUUUGCACACUUUAAAGAUAAGAAAAAUGAAAGAAAUGUUUGUGUUUUCAGGAAAAACAAUCGUUUGUUCGUUUUUGGCGUUAAGAAGAUAAUGAGGCACUAAGUAUAAUACGUUUUGAAGAAGUUCAUUUGAAGUAUUGUUUCUGUGAACUAAUUUGAAAAAUUGAAAAAAGGAAAUGUCUUUGGUGUUAUUCAAAACAAGCAGAUGGUUUAUUUCAAUGGCUUCAUUAGGAAGCUGUAGUAAGGUGUGAAAUGUGCUAAAAGACCACUAUGCAGUAAUGAAGUAAAGUAGAAACAGAGGGCUUAAAUAUCAGGAGUACAUUAUCAAUUAAAUCAAAGCACAGAGUGUAUUAUGGAUUAGCUAGAAAUUUUUUAUGGACCAAUCACAAUCGCGCUCUUGUAUGACAUCAGCUGUGAUAAAGGCAUCAUGCUUGCUACAUCUUUUUGAAAAGUCAACUGAAGAUGGCUCACUGGUGAAAUUUGCAUCCGUAGUUUUUAAUAUCGAACUUGAUCGUCUUUACCUUCAAAGGACCAUCUCUCACCAGAGGCCAUGGCUGAUUUUACAAGGUAAUACUUCUACGCGGGAAAAAGUAAAAAAUCUCUUUGCCGCGGGGCAAACGAUGCCCGUCAAGAUUUUUUUUAUUGCGCGUUCGCUUAUUUUCGUUGUCUCAGGAAACACAACCGGGUGCGGGGAAAUGAAAUAAAGCACCUAGCGAGUGAACUUACGAUCAGAACAACAGUACCCAAACAUUUCAAUACAAAAUACCCGCGGGGGAUUUUCUUGAUAGUAUAAGGCAGGUCGUCUUUUAAUUUUUAUUUUAUUAUUUAAGAGGGAUCCUUUUCAAAUGCAUCUGUAUGGGAGAAAUUGUCGAUGUAACUAUCAAACGCGCGCGGCCGGUUAAAGCACUCACUAUUUUGCGAGUCUAUUGAGAUUUUAAGGGUAUCAUUAUCGAUCUGGUCAGGUUCGCGCACUCGAUAAAAAAAGGUAAGCAAGGGUUGAUACUUUACAACAUCUGCAUGUGAAUAGUUCUCUUUAUCUCUUGUUGACCUGCAUGUGAUGUAAAUUGACUGACUAGAAAAAUUGCGGCUAUUGAGAACUCGUAAGAUGAAGAUAAGAAUGAUAUAUAAAAAAAGAACUGCCCAACGUGAAAUUGAUCUCAGGUACCAAAAACUGCUAACAAAAAUUUCAUAACUGCUGUGUGCAAUAUUUUCUUCGUUGGUACAAAUACAUCACUCAGCCGACGGCUAACGAUCUAUGUUUAUUUUACUAUCUUAAAUUGCUGUUUGCGAUUCCUGAGGGCUCAACUAUAAGUUGAGAGAGGUAUACUGAGCAAUGUAAUGCCGCAUUUGUCAUGCUUAUACCUGAUAGGUAUGAUAAAGUUAUCUGUUAACUGACGUUUGUUUGAAGAUCGUCAAAUAUAACCCAGCAACCUUUUAAGAUAGCAACGACCUGCGUUUCUCAGUGUUAAAAAUGGCUUUAGAUAGACAGUCCGGUAUUGACUUUAUUUGCGCACCUGUAGAGGUGAGAUUUAUUGAGUAAGAGGCCAUCAUUGGGCCGGCGCGAAAUAGGCGCGUAAGUUUGUGAACCUGACAGAAUAUUAUUUUCAUUCUGGCGUCGAAAGAGAAUUUUAAACAGGGUCUGUUUGUUUGUUAUUUGCAGAGCAAAUGAGUCCUUUUCAACUCCUGCAGCUUUCAGCAAUUAGCGUCUUGGAGAAGAUUCGUUCACUCGAGACACAAAACAGUAAAACAGCCUGUACAACAUGGAGGAAAAAUCAAGGUUCUCUGCUCUAGUUCGCUACUUCAGGUCGUUGAAAAAAAUGGCGUGUAGUAGCAGAAGAGCUUCUGCACAUAUCACACAAACUACACAAACUGUCGUGCUUAACCGUGAAACUGUGAACAAAAUAACGCGACCUAUCCAUUUAUUGACGGCUUUUAUAGGCCAUCGGAGUAAACAUCAUCCGAUAUUGGGAACAUUUGGCCUGGUGAUGUGGAUUUUGAAUCUGGUGUGCCACUUUUCUCUGGAUUUCUACGAAGCAGCGCAUAUAUUUGGUUGGGCUUGGGCGACGGCGAUAGGCUUAUUUUUCGUGUCAUUCAGCUCAGGGACGUACAUGCUGAUUUCUGAUACACUUCCAUGGUUAGAAGACGGCUUAGAGAUUUUAAACGUGGACGGAAAUUUCUCCGAAACACUGGCAAAAGCCCAUGCCAUUGCUUCGGUAAGUGAUACAUUCUUAUCAAAGAAACGUGAAAUGAGAGUCAAAGGGCCGGCAGUUUCUGACUCUCAUUUGACUACCUUCUUCGAGUUCAACUAAAUAAUUGCAAACAAAUGAAAAAAACAAAACGCUUCGUCACAACACUAACAUCAUUUAUUUAAAAGCACUGUAUUCUUUACCAUCGUAUCGGCGUUUAUUCGCCAGUUUCUUAGCAUUUUCAAGACGCCCAAAUUGACGAGGCCAAGAAAGUGUCUGACACUUGAAGAACCGCGCCGCAAUAUCUUAUAUAUUUGCUUUCAUGAUGUGAAUUUUUCUUCUCUCAUUUAUUUCGAUUAAUGCAAACACAUUCAUUUAUUCUAUAUUGUGUUUAAUUUAAAAUUAUUGGGCGUUAUUUAAAAUCCCGCUGAAGAUUAGCCGUUGUCUGAAUUGAUUCAUAUUUAAGCCAAGAAAGAACACCCUUUUUGUCCUAUUUAAUGGCUGAAAUUGUACUGAUAUGAGGAGAAGGACGAGUAAAAAUUCUUAUGUCAACAGACAGUAGAUUCUUUCUUAACUAUUCGCGCACGAAGUUUGUAUCGUGCAACAUCCUUGAAAGUCACCUGUCAAAAACGAUUCAUGUCAUCGUUGGUCGUCAAAAAAUUAAAACUCUUUUUCAAACAGCUCACAUUUCAAUGACAAUAAAAUGUCGGUGAAAAUUGCGCUACUUCCGUCAAAUUAUUAUAUAAUUUUCGAUAUUUUUCGACGAGGCCGAACUUUGCUGAAAGUAAUAGGUAAGUAUUUAACAAUAUAUUGCAGUCCUCUGUUUCAUAUUCGGUUACUUUAACGGUCCAACCAGUAAAAUAACAUAUCAAAUUAACGCUUUAAUAAAAAGUAACUGCUCCCGGUGAAAUUUGCUUCGGCCCGUAAGAAUAUUGCUGGACAAAAGACCUAAGAAGUUUAGUUAAUCCAAGGUGAAUUAUUUUCAUUGAUUUGGGUUUACUUAAUUCGAGUCUUAAAAUAAGUCGUUCAGCGUUUACAUGUGAUAUUAUUAUUUGCUAUAAGGGAUAUUUACUUCUGCAAUCAGUAUUUACUUAUGCGAAUUUUGCCAGUAUAUAACUACAGUCAUUUACAUUUUAUUCAUUUAUCUUCUGACAAUAGCAGUUGAGGCAAUGGCAAGAAAUAAAUAGUUACUAUUUCCGCCGCUGCAAAAUCGGUGUUUUGGCGUUCCGGCCAAAGCCGGCUUGACAAUUCUGAGACUUGACUAAAUUACAAAACUGAGGUCGAAUUUAGGUUUCAGCGACACGUGUCGCAUGGCUUUCAUUGAUAUUCAUAACUUCAACGAUCAUUUUGCACCGAUCAAAACAAAUGAAAGGUGCCUAUUUAUGUGGUUUACUAACUUCAUGCAGUGUUCAUGAACCACAUGAGGAUUGCGAACAAUUUCAAGAUGAGCGUUGCUUCUCACUUUCAGUAUAAAAUACGGAAAUAUCUAUCAGCUUAAUUAUUCAGCAUUACUGGAUUCGUAAUUAAUUCGUUUUGAAAGACAAAAAAAAUGAUCAGCAAUUAUUUUCCUUUCUUGAACCCAGUGGUUUGCCAAUAACAACAAAUGUUUUUAUUUUCGAAAAGUAUAGGUCUAAACUAAACUAAUCUGAUGUCAUUUAUAGCACUCAGUGAAAAUACAAAAGUAAGCUAUUCUAACAAACUCAGCUGAUUUUGCAACCUUUUGAUCAUUUGCUGGAACUUAUGAAACACUGCGAACGUUUAAUUUGCCUUCUAACAGGGGGUCUAUGCAUGGUACAGCUGUGACAUUUAAAGUCACAGCGGCGUUCGAAAAUUCUAGAACAUGUAGAUAUUUUAAAGACAUUUACGCUCUACGUUCUUUAAAAAUUAAUGGCUACAAACGAUGGGCUUUUUUGCCGUCGCUGUCUUGCAUAAUAACUUUCUUGGUUUACAAUCUCGUGGUUAUUUCCUUAGGGCAUCGUUAAAAUCCACGUAAUGGUUGCAAACAAACAAACCAUAAAAACAUAAACGACUUCCUAAAACAAUUCUUAAAGAUAAAUAUCUUUAUUUUUCUGCAUUGAAAAAAACUGCCGUAUCCCACGCAAAAAUAUCAAGACGACACGGAGAUCAAGGGCAUCGCAAUUAUGCAUAGAGUCAACUCCAAAGUCGGGAUAUUGAAAACAUGCGAAAAAAUAAAAACAUGAUAGUUUUCUUUCCAGCCAACAGAGGAAAAUUUUAAAUCUCCUAAUAUUAUCUGUACCUUUUGACGGAUCAGUUUUAAUCAGAAACGUUAACGCUGCCGCUUAAACUGAAAAUAAUUCUCCUUUAUUUUCCACACAGUUCUAAACUGGGAUCCCUACUAUUAAGUAAGGCGCGUGUUUAGCUAUCAAAUAUUUGCAGUUAAUCGUCUUCCUCCAAAUAAGAGUCAACAUUUUUCACUGAAUCACACUUUUUGAAGUCUAGUUGAGUCCAAACAUUGUAGUCAUUGAAGGGAGACAAAAUUAAACUUCAAUUUUAUCUCCCUACAAUGAAUGAGUAGAAUGUUUGGAGUCAACCUUACUUCAAAAAGUGUGAUUGAGUUCGCAGAUAUUUUUAUCCUACGGACACCAUGUUGAGAGUAAAGAACAAUAACAACGGCACUUGACACGAGAUCUAUUAUGGAUAUUUUCUGACGCCCGAGUUGGAAAUCUUGAAGCCUUGGAGAUGAAAUUCAAAGUAUGUAUUUUUAACUUUGCUGUUCAGUGUUACUGACAAUUGUUUAGAACGGCGGUACCGCCUUUUAAACCAUUGAAGACUCAUUGAGUACAUUUAACGUCACUCAUUAUCAUCUUGGUAUUUUUAAAACAAAAAAAAUCCAAAUUGAGAGAAGGAUAAAAAAAAAUCAUUUUCCAAGAAAAUAAAGAGGAAAAAGUUCCACUCAAAAGCACCGUUGGAGAGAUUUCGUUUGAAUGGCCGCACAGCACAGGAUUUCACCUACGAAGCUAAAAAUUAUACUUACACCAUGCCAUUAUCCGUAAGCCAGUAUAUUUAUAGAAUAAAGAGCUGUUAAUAUGCUACACAGGCGACAAUUUAUAAAAAGGAGCGCAAUUAAAAGUUUGAAAGCUCCCGACAUUGGUGUAAAUUACAACAUGUUCAUUAAUUUCAUUAGUUUCAGCUAGAGAGUUGUGGAUAUUAUGUCCUCUCGGUGGCUCACUAAUGAAGCAACUAUGAUAUGUAAAACCCCAGUUGGCGAUCAGUAACUUCAAAUUACGUAUACUGCAAAAUAUAGUUAGUAUAGGAGACUGGUUAUGAAAGCCGGAAAACAUCAAAGUUGAAGUAGUUUAUGUUAGGAGCUCCUAGACUUUGUAGUCUUUGUUCACAAAUUGUGACUGAAUAAAUUAAUCCGAUGUUUCUAUUGGUCAGUAAGUUCAAAAUGAUAGGAAUACUAUUGAACGUUGUGCGCUGUCAGGUCCAAAAAAGCUAACAAAAACAUAUAACCAUUCCACUUUAAUAACUGUGUGCAAAAAAAGGGACAUGAAUAUAAAGAAAGGAGCCUACAAAAUGGCAUCCUCGGAGACCCAGGGCCAGUCAGUCGGGCCGGGAGAAAAGGCGCGACGAAAGUUUUCAAGCAUGGGCGGAAGAGCCCCUGGGUACCUACUCUCACCGGACCAUUUCCAAACGGUCAAGCGAAUACUGGCUCCUGAUUGGGCACAAAAAGUGCUUUGUAUUAUUGUGCCCAAUCGGCGAACAAUUUCUCCUGAGUCCUUUUCGUGAGUUCGUACACGACGGCUAUUAUCUCGCCACAGUUGCCCGGUUCGUUCACCAAGCUUUCCUAACCAGACAAAGGAACUACCGAUGAGUCGACGUUUCGGACGCUAUCAGCAGGAGCAAUUCAAUUUGCAAUGAGAAAAUUCUGUUUCUGAGGGAUCACAAUGUAUCGUAAAUAAUAGGAAGUUUAAGAUGCGGCGGCGACAAGAAAUCAAAAACAGCAACAGCUUGACAAAGCAAAACAACAAUUUUGCACUUGCAUCACGCUUUUACAUUUCUUUGCCGUCACUGCAGGAUUACCACGUGAAAAUGCCUAGUUUCACGUUUUGUGAAGGACGUAAACAAGCAAUGAGUGACAAAAUUUUCUUUCUCUUUAUGAACUUGGAUAUGGUUGAUAGAAAUUCAGCUCCAGAAGAGUUCGCUUGCAUUUAACAAAGUAAGCGAGUUGGAAUAAUCACGAUAGAGACUGAAAAAAUGUGAAUUCAUAUUUUAUGCGACGUUUUCGUGGCUGUCAGCGUGGCAUCUUAAACUCCCUAAUAUUUACGAAGACGUGAUCGAUGCAAUCGUGAAUACUUGUUGUAAGCUCAAGCUUGUAUUUUCGGAAAAGCGUCUUUAGUUUUCGGGUAGACAGUAUUUUGAAAUGGAGAGUUUAUAUCAAACUGAAAGUUUCCUGACUGCGUGCAUUUCUUUGGUGCAUGAACCAGACAAGCCGUGAUCGAGUCAAUAGCCGUCAUGUACGAACUCACGAAAAGAACUCAGGAGAUGCUGUUCGCCGAUUGGGCACAAUAAUACAAAGAAUUAUUUGUGCCCAAUCAGGAGCUAAGUAUUCGCUUGACCCAGGGGCUCUUCCGCCCGUGCUUGAAAACUUUCGUCGCGCCUUUUCUCCCCGCCCGACUGACUGCCCCUGGGUCUCCGAGGAUGACAAAAUGGCCACUCAGGGACGUAUCAGAGGGACGCAUAGAGUAUUUACAAGGCCUGGGAAGAGGCCUUACAGGGAAUCGAGGAAAUCAUAGUUAGUAGAGGAGACUGACGGCAAAUAGUAAGGAUAAAUACAACGAAACUUUGUCGAAACGUCAGUCACUGUCAACAACAACAGUCCUAUUCAGGACUACGUUCACCUGGGCGAUCAUACUUAACCUACUUAUAAAAACAACGGUUGGGAACUCCGUGACGGUGCACAAUCCGUUGUUUUUGUACACAAAUCGUGACUGAAAAAAUUAAUGCGACGUUUUUAUUGGUGUAAAAGAUAAAAAAAAGUGGAAUUCAAAUCAAGUCCGCAAAAACAUGUUAAGCCUGGUUCUCAUGAUCACAUGCCGCCGCUACUGCCUGCGAUACUACUCAGACAUAUGAGGACAUAACGGCGCCGGCUCAAGAAACAUCGCAGGUCUUUACCGCCGGCAUUCCUGCGAAGUCGAACUCUUGUCAACUUCGCAGGCAUGCCGGCGGUUAAGACUGAGAUACUAGGGAGUUUUAGCAACGACGGCGGCGACGGCAGCGAGACCGUCAAAACAGCAAUAGGUUUAUUGAGAAAAACAACAGGUUUGCACGUGCAUCACGCUUUUCUGUACAUUUCUUAGCCGUCACUACGAGACUACGACUUGAAAAUGCCUAAUUUCACGUUUUAUGAAAGACGUAAACAAGCGACGACGAAAUUUUUUCUCUCUCUUAACUUGAAUGCGGUCCCCAAGAAAUCAACUCUAGAGAAAUUUGCCUUCUUUAGACAUUUUCACCGAAUUAGCAUAAAAGCGAAAAAGUUUGAAAAAACGCCAAUUCAUUUUAAAAGUGACGUUUUCGCUGCCGUCGCCGUCGUCGAUGCUAAAACUCCCUACUGCUGGGCUGUUGCCGGCGAUUUCUGUUCUCACAUCGGAACGGUAUUGCAGAAAGUACUGGCAACUAUGUCGGAGUCAUGUCGCAGGUAGCUCGGCGGCAAAUGAGAACCAGGCUUAACAAAGGAGUCUGACUGGUGUCAUAGCCAUUCCAAGGUAAAGCAUCUCGAUCUGCACCUUUUCAAACAACAAAGGAUCAUGAAUUACGUGCACACAGCAACUGAAAUGACUUGGAGCCGUUCGCAGAAGGAAAAAAAUCUUGUUUUUUUCGUUUAACUCGCUGAAACGCUUUAUCUGGAGGAUGAAAGAGUGUGAUGCGGGCUCAGGCAGUUUAGUUUACAGAUAAAAAGUAUAAAGUAUAACCAUUUGCUUACCGGCAGCACUGCUUACGGCACAAUUGUUUAUCAACGCUACGCUUUUAAAGGUUGCCAUCAACUUCCGAAAGAUCACUUUCAAAGUCAAACAACACAUUCAUACCGAUUGAAAAAUCUCGCUAACAUUUGUUUCGUGGUUUUGAUUUCUUUGUUUGGCAGUAUACGAUGCGUCUCGUUUUCACUAGCGAAGGAAGUCGGAGUCGAAGUCGUAGUCAGAGGCGUAGAGCUUAUGAUCUAGCGAAAACAGCGUUCCGAUUCUGCUUACGAUUCUGUCGCUUACGUUCCGCUCAUGAUCUAGUGAAAACCAGAUUGUCGGAGUCAGAAGGAGAAGCGGAAGAAGCAAACCAAUAACAAAGCGAAAUUACGUGCAUUGUGAUUGGUUUAUCCUUCCGCUUCUACUUCCAACUCCGACAAUCAGCUUUUCACUAGUUCAUAAGUGGAAACGUAGGAGACGGAGUCGUAAACGAAGUCGGAAGAAAUUGAAAUGUUCCGAUUCUUCUGACUUCGAUACUGUGGCGCUUAUGACUCCACUUACGACUCCGACUCCGACUCCGUCGCAGGUGAAAACAAGCCUUUAGCAAGCACCUGUCGCGACACGCCCUUUUUGAACGCAGCCGUGACUUGCCCGCGUGAAUUGAGUAUAAAAGGUGAUUUUGCAUUGCCAGACCGGAUGUGAUUGGCUGAAGGUUAUUUCACGGACUUUUUCCCGCCAAUCAGAGCAAACAGCCGAACCAAUCAUGACUCGGUUACACGCUUUUUCCCGCGCUUUGCGCCGGCUGCAUCUGAUUGGUUCAUUCGAUUUAGUCUGGUGCGAUUGGCUAAUGUUAACUGUAAAAGGUUCUCACUUCGAUUCUUGUUUGAGAAAUUCUAGUUAAUAAAUGAAUCAUUUGCUUCAUGCAUUUACUAAAUCUUAAUGUUUCUUUAAUUUAGAAACUGCCCUGGCUUCUACCCGUCUUCAGCGUGCUUGCAGCGUGCGGGCAGUACGUUUGUUAUUUCAUUGACGAUGCAGUGCAACUUGAUCUAGGCAAGCCUUGGCUGAGCGUGCUCCUUAACAUCAUAAGAGUUUUCAGCUUGCUUCAUGUGCUAUACGGCUAUAUAUUGUUCCUUGUGAUCGUUCUAUUCGUAAUGUAUGUAACUGGUGCCUCAAUGAAGGAAUUCAGAGGUAAAAACUAUUAUUUGUUUGUUACUUUGUUUGCCUUUCCAUCAACAUGUAUUGGAGGCGUAGUAGAGUAAAGCCCAGCGCGUUGGAUUUUAGAUAGAUGGUUCCACGAGCCCUCAUAUAAACUGCCAUCCAAUUAUUUUCCUUUUGUUCAUAUUCAGGUUCCCAUACAUAGUUAACGACAUAAUGUUAAUGGUAACCUGUAAUGAAAUGGCAUCUGAUCAUGAUCUAGAGAAUGUAAAAAUUGUUCUACGAGAUCUCGCCCUGAUCCCACCCAAGGCUCCGUAGCGUGUCUCAAAUUUAUGCAGUUUAGUUAUUUUGUACUCAUAGCAAUGAAAACACCACAAAAUCUUACUCUUUUCCCAUUAAUAAGGAGGAUAGCCUGUUUCAGGUUCCAACAAAAAAAAUUGCGUCAAAACCAUGUGGGGGCUCGGGAGAGACAAACAAGGGCGAAGAGUGGGGCGGAAGGGGGGAGACAGGUUAUUAAGAUCACGACAAGUAACCUUCCUGUCUUGCUGAUUUUAGACGGUGUCGAGUGUGAGUUUCGCGAGCCUCAAGUCCGGUUGACAUUCCGCGAGGCUGUUCAGCUGUUUGAGCACCGAUCUCAAUUCAUCAGAAGAUCAUCAGACGCCUGUUUGGUGAGAAUUUUUACCUACUUUUCCUUUUUCUUUUGUUUCUUUUUAUAAGGGCGGCUGAAGAAACCUAAAUUUUGUGUAAAUAAAACUGAUCCACUGCGGAAAGAAACUAGAAAAAGACAUGUCCAAAUGUCUGGCAUCGCGUAUCAAAACGUUAUCACGGGCGCCCGUUCCUCGUUAACUCCGUUAUCUUGAACUAUAGUUUCGGCAUGAAUUGACCUUUGCUCAGGAGUCGCAUUUUCAAACUGCGUGUGGGAUCAAGUUCCGCCAAGUUUGCAAUAGAAGAGGCGAUCACCGUUCCCAAAACAGUCCCAUAGAACAAUUCGGCACAAAACCGACCCAGGCUUUCUCUCAAACUCAAAGUGGCCAAUAUGUUUAAGACUCUUCAUGAAUGGUGUAGAGGUAACAGAACCAAAGGGUAGAAAAUAGAAGGAGGGUCUGGGUAAGCAAAGUGUUGGUCAUUAAACGAGACUACAAAUUAAAACAGGAAUCGUAGACCCAGUUCAAUGUCAUCUCGUAAAUUUUUUACAAGGUCUUGCUUAUGGCUAAUUAUUCAAAGGCCUCCUAUCAUUACUACUGUAACGCAUAAGCCCUGGAAUCAAGUUUAAAUAUCUUAACCACUAAUAACUGGUUUGCAAUUUUUUUUUCUGUACUCUUUCUAGUUUAUACUGUGUAACCUCGUCCUGACGACAGUUCUUUCGUUUGUCAUCAACGGCUACAACUUUUUAUUCUUUAACCGACGAGCAAUUUAUCUUUGGUUUGCGUUGGUUCCCAUGCUAUGGAGCGCAGCACCGCUGAUCUUAGCAGCGUGGGCGACAGAAAACUAUCAGGCUUAUGUUGCGUCGGUGGUUAGAUCCUGGGGCGAGCAUCCGGAAUCGGACGAAAGUGAGUCGGAGGGGGAGGACAUGGACGAGUAUCAAGAAGCGAUGAAAAAGCUCAAGGUCAAUCGUUCUCGAAGCGUUCUCAUAGCCAGCACAAAUUUAUUAAAAACGCUCACGCGCAAAAGACUCAUUUUACGACAAGACAGGCGUAUGUCUGUCGCAGCCAUGAGAAGAGAAUCACAGCUUAGCGAGGCCAGAGGCUCCCUGGUAGACGAUGCUUCAUCAAACGGAACCAACAGAAACCUCUUGGGAAUCCAAAACCCACUACGAUUGGUGGAUAUGGAGACCGGAAGUGAAGACACGUUUGCGGACUCACCGAUGCCUUCGACUUGCAUUCUAAACCCGAGUUUCACACCAAACCCAAUGAAUCCGCCUUCUUCGGGAGACAAAAAGAAGAAAAGCAAGUUUAAUUUCAAAUCCUAUGUGAUGUACCUACAGGGACUUAUCAAGGAAGUUGGGUUUUCCGUAGGGGGAAUGAUCCUAAGUUGGGAAAAAGUUUCCAGUGUUGGAAUAUUGUGGGUUUCGGUAUUGGCAAUCUUCAUUCAAGAAAUCGUGUUUGGAAACAGAAAAAGCACACUGCUGACGUGACACAAAUACAAAACACUUUUCACAAAUUUGUAAAUAGUUUUGUACCGAAUAUUACCACCCGAUGCACACGUGUGUCUUAGCCGUCACCGAUACAUCUGUUGCAGUAAUAUUUUUGUCUCAGUUAAUGUUUAUUUUUCCAUUGUUUUCGGG